AUGGCCGUGAAUCGAAGGUUUGAUACCAGUUCCAGUGCAUUGGAAGCCCAAGAGACGCCAGACAGCAUGGAAACGGUUGAAGGCGGAGGUGGGGCGGCGGCUGCUCGAAAUUGGGGUUCCAGCGCCUGCCCCGCGUUUUCGCCGCCGCCCAGCCAAUCAGGCGGCUGUUGUGGCGGCAUCGCAGCGACGUUGGCUGCCGCUGAUAACGCCAGAGCCCGCCGAGAGCCCACAGGAGCCAAAUUCUACUGGGGAGGCUUUUCUCGACUUCUCUACUUCAAGAUCCCGCGCCGGCACAUGACCCCGACUAUGCCCGUUUGGGGCGAUAUCCUGCUGGGCGUGCAUGAGCCUCAGGGCAAUAGCCGUUCGUGGGCUGGUGACUCUAGCACAUAUGCCUCAGCUGCUAUCCUGGCUCGACAGAUGCGUGCGAAUGAGGGGUUGCGGCGGUCCGGAGCCGUGGAGAUGGAGAUUUCUAGGAACUGGCCGGAGAGGACGAGUGCCCAAUUUGGCAAUUUUCGUGGUCUCGGUCUUUGA
Messenger RNA from Trichoderma aggressivum f. europaeum, 531 nucleotides. RefSeq lists its product as uncharacterized. NCBI's taxonomy places the organism in Eukaryota, Fungi, Ascomycota, Sordariomycetes, Hypocreales, Hypocreaceae. The transcript has 4 exons. The record is from RefSeq and is a predicted model, not a curated record. The coding region runs from base 1 to 531 and encodes 176 amino acids.